CAUUAUAUGGUAUAUACUCUUGAGUCUUGAUUUAUGAUUACUUUCAUAACCGAAUUGUAUCACAGGCCCCAGGCCAUAAAUUAUUUAAAAAAACAUUGUACCUAUUUAUUAUAUUGCAGUAUUUACUGGUAAAAAUUUAAAAAUUAACAACUUUGUGUCUAAAGUAUAAAGGUAAAACUAAACCGAAAGUCAAAAGAUUAAUAUAUAUACCUGAGAUUGUGUUUAAAGCAUAGAAAUCUUUAACUAUGGAGAUAGACUCAUCUAACAUAGAUGAAAAUAAUCAAGAAAAACAAUCUGUAGAAAGCUCGGUUAUUCCAGAGAAUGAAAAGCCUGAAACAAAUAUUCUACCUACACCAACAGCUCCCAAUAAUAUUAGUGACAUCGAUUCCACUUCAAAUUCUGUAAGCAAAGAAGGCAAAGCCAAGAAACCCAAAAAACGUAAACCAAAAGUUCUUCGUGAUGUUACUGCCCCUCGUCAACCUCUAACUGGAUAUGUUAGGUUUUCAAAUGAGCGUCGUGAACAACUUAGAGCACAACAGCCAGAGCUUGGCUUUGCAGAAUUAACAAAAAAAUUGGCAAGUGAAUGGAGUAAGUUACCUGUAGAGGCAAAGCAACUAUAUUUAGAUGCUGCAGAUCAUGAUAAAGAAAGGUAUAUGAAAGAGUGGACUGAAUAUAAAAAAACAGACUCAUAUAAAGAGUUUCGGAGACAGCAAAUGGAACAAAAGGAUCCUAAUAGUUCAACAAAGAAGUUAAAACAGAUCCAAUCUAAUGACAAUAAUAAUGUUUCAGGUAAUGCACUACUCGAUCAAACAGUGCCAGUAACAAACACCACCUCAGCCUCUACAAACAAUUCCAGUCGCCUAGCUACACCGCCCAGAACAAGACCUUGUGUGACACCAGCAUUAGGAGAGGAUCUUGGUGAUACAGACAUACCAAUAUUUACGGAACAGUUUCUCCAGCACAACAAAUUAAGGGAAUCAGAGUUACGACAGCUAAGAAAGGCCAAUUCAGAUUAUGAACAACAGAAUGCAACUUUGCAACGUCACGCUGAAGAAGUGAGCGCGGCGACAGCCCGGCUGCGAGCAGAAACCGCAGCAGCUGCGGAGCGUACAGCUGCGCUGGUUGGACAUCGCAAAGCACUUGUCGCUGCCUUGGUGCAAGCUUUGCAGUCCACUAUUUUACCUCUAUCAGGUGGGCCAGAAGGUGCAACAGAAAACAAUAUAGAGGAAUAUAUGGAAAAAUUGCAAAAGAUGGUAACUGAGAACAAGAACAAUGCAUUGCUAAAGCAAGCUCUUGACAAUCUUAACUAUGUUUCAUUUCAUCUGCCAGUCCUGGGUCAAUAGGGUUACACAAGAAGGAUAGCCAGGAUAGAAAAGUUUAGAAUAGUAAUGGACACAUCAAAAUGGCGACAUUUGGAGAUGUUUAUUAAGAGACAAGCUGAUUAGUUGUAAUAAUAAUAAUAGUAUGAUAUAUAGAUGUAUAGAAAGAAUGUAAAUAUUAAAAAAGGCGACUAAGUUACAGUAAUGAUAAAUCAAUAAUUACUUAAUUAUAAACAUAUAAUAGAAGGGGAGCCCAAGAAUGUAAAUAGAGAUUCACUUGCCUAUUGAAUUGUGACAGUUUAAUGCUAAAAAAAAAAAUGAAGUCUUAUGGGAAAGCUAUACUAGCGCGUCAGAUAUAAUGCGUAUGCAUCCCGCGUCUUUCUGAAAGAGGAAAAAUAAUAAUCUGCCGGUUUGCAUGGUGGGGCUGACCGUCAGAUGGGGUAGAAAAUAUAAUAGAGCGUCAGGUCAGGUAAGGGAUUCUUAGUGAACCCUCUAGCAGCCCCUAUUUAGAAGACUCGACGAUUUUGCCGCGACCAUAGGUUUUUUUUUACGGGCGUUUUUCUAAAUGAAAAAAAAAAACAGUGAACAUUCAAGUGUGUCAGAAUAUUAUAUUAUACAGACGCUUUAUGUCCGUAUCGUACCGAACAUAAUGCACAUAUCGUCCUCAUAAAUGUCGACGAUCUGCCAAUUUUGUGGAUGAUUCAAAAAGUGCGAUUUUUAUUAACGAUUUAGCUAUUCGGUUUGUGCAACGUAUUAUGUCGUGAAACUAAAAUAAAAAUUUAACCGUGGUGGCAUUUUUUCUAGCAAUCUAUUUUUUUACUAAUCUAAUUUGCCCUAAACAUUUUACCAUGUCCAGGUUAUGGUGGAUACUUCACAAGGUUGCUCUCCAUUUUUUAUUGAUACCCCGCUUGGGCUUCUCUACUAUAAAUGUAAUGAGAAUAAAUAUUAUGUAUUUUAUUUGAUAAACAAAGACAUGGAAAAUAAUUUGGCAGAAAUCACAUAUUUUCUAUACCACCUCUUAUUAAUGAAGUCUAAAUAUUGACAAUAAAACAGUUAAAUACA
Molecule: messenger RNA, 2381 nt
Organism: Pieris napi
Lineage: Eukaryota; Metazoa; Arthropoda; Insecta; Lepidoptera; Pieridae
Gene: Hmg-2
Product: high mobility group protein 20A
Exons: 7
Coding region: 246-1343 (365 amino acids)
Biological process (GO): regulation of gene expression
Cellular component (GO): nucleus
Source: RefSeq, a predicted model, not a curated record